UAUUGCUAGCACUACCCAGAAUCAGAGCAUCGGAGCAGAAUGUGUUAAAUACAUAAAUUGUGUGUUGACAAAAGAGGAGGAGAAGUGAAGUCAGACUGAAGUGCACUGUGCAAUCAGAAGAGGCUUCAGGAGCAUCAGAAAAAGCAAGCAGACGAAGAUCCAUACGAAAAAGCACAGCUAUGUCUCUGGAAGUAAAGGAGAAAACCCAGGUGCGUUUGGUAUUCAUGGGAGCAGCCGGUGUGGGCAAGACGUCGCUGAUCCACCGCUUCCUUCAUGACUCAUUUGAAUCCAAACACAAGCGCACUGUGGAGGAGAUGCACAGCAAAGAGUACGAGUUCUCUGGUGUUAAGGUGACCGUUGAGAUAUUGGACACCAGCGGGAGUUACUCAUUCCCAGCCAUGCGCAAGCUUUCCAUCCAAAACAGUGAUGCCUUUGCGCUUGUCUACGCUGUUGAUGACUCUGAGUCACUCGAGACGGUCAAAAACCUGCGAGAGGAAAUCCUGGAGGUCAAGGAGGACAAGUUCACACCUAUUGUGGUAAUUGGGAACAAGAGUGAUCUUGAAGAUCAGAGGAAGGUGAAUUCUGAAGACGUGCUGGCUAUGGUAGAGUUGGAUUGGAACAACUUGUUCUUGGAGGCUUCAGCAAAAGACAAUGACAAUGUCCUGGAGGUAUUCAAAGAGCUUCUACAGCAGACCAACCUACCCAGACGACUAAGCCCUGCACUGAGACGUCGCCGAGAGACAUUUCCCAAAGACACAGGAUUCAGGCCUCCCAUGAAUAAAACAAACAGCUGUACCGUGUCCUAGAACAGAUAAGGAUGAACCUUCAACCUGAGGUCAGCGGUACUGAUGAAUAAAAUAGAGAAUGUUGAUCCGAAAGGAUGGAUGAGAACUUCUUUACCUCUCACUUUCGUUGCUGUGUACCAUGUGAGAAGAAGAAAACAUGAAAAAGAGCCUAGACCAUAUAUAUUUACAAUAUUGAGCAAACAUUUGCUUAUGGACUGCAGGUGAGACUGUAAGCACUAGUGAAUGAGUAAAUCAACAUCAAAUUAAUUUAUGAAUUUAUAUAUUUAGAUGUAAAGAACUGAGAAAAA
Trichomycterus rosablanca is the source of this 1093-nucleotide messenger RNA. RefSeq names its product ras-related protein Rap-1b-like. The record is from RefSeq and is a predicted model, not a curated record. Bases 180 to 806 code for a protein of 208 amino acids. Gene Ontology annotation, molecular function: GTP binding; GTPase activity. NCBI's taxonomy places the organism in Eukaryota, Metazoa, Chordata, Actinopteri, Siluriformes, Trichomycteridae. The transcript has a single exon.